AUGGCUCUCACAGCCCGAUGUGGGCAACGGGCGGUUUCGCAGCUUUUGCGCCAGCGAUGCCUUUCCUCAAUUGAACGCUCCGCUCCCUCGUCCCUCAAGGCAUUUUGCACACAGACUCCCCCAAAGGGACUGCAUCCCCGGCCACAGCUGCAAGCAUUCGCAUCAUGGCGAUCCACCCGGUCGUUCUCCCGCUCGGCUCGCAACUUGGCGUCCGCACAGGCAGAUCCUCUAAGCGCGACGUCGUACUCUGCAAAGGCGUCGGUGCAGGGACCCGAUCUUGUCAACGUCAAAAAAGUCCUUGUGAUUGGAAGCGGUGGAUUGAGUAUUGGUCAAGCGGGCGAAUUCGAUUACUCAGGAUCACAAGCUUUAAAGGCUUUGAAAGAAGCCGGUGUUAAAUCUGUUUUGAUCAACCCCAACAUCGCUACGAUCCAAACCGACCACAAGCUUGCAGAUGAAGUCUACUACCUCCCUGUUACUCCAGAAUAUGUUACCCACGUCAUUGAGAAGGAAAAGCCAGAUGGCAUAUUCCUCAGCUUCGGCGGCCAAACCGCUCUCAAUCUCGGCGUGCAGAUGAACCGAUUGGGCAUCUUCGAGAAAUAUGGCGUCAAAGUCCUUGGAACCAGCGUGAGAACUCUAGAAACCAGCGAAGACAGAGAUCUAUUUGCCAAAGCCCUGAAUGAAAUCAAUAUCCCUAUUGCGGAAUCGAUUGCCGUCAGCACAGUAGACGAAGCUCUAGAUGCCGCCGAUAAGAUUGGGUAUCCCAUCAUUGUUCGGUCAGCUUAUGCCCUGGGCGGCCUUGGAUCAGGUUUCGCGAACAAUGCUGAGGAGCUGAAAAAUUUAUCAUCUCGGUCUUUGACUUUGGCCCCGCAAAUUCUAGUUGAGAAAUCUCUCAAGGGCUGGAAGGAAGUUGAAUAUGAGGUUGUCCGUGAUGCUUCCAACAACUGUAUCACCGUUUGCAAUAUGGAAAAUUUUGAUCCUCUCGGCAUUCACACUGGUGACAGUAUCGUUGUCGCCCCCAGUCAAACGCUAUCUGACGAGGAGUACCACAUGCUCCGAACUGCAGCUAUCAAAAUUGUUCGACACCUCGGAGUGGUGGGAGAGUGCAAUGUCCAGUACGCUCUUCAGCCUGAUGGCCUUGAUUAUAGAGUCAUUGAGGUGAACGCUCGUCUGUCUCGUUCAUCCGCCUUGGCAUCAAAGGCAACAGGCUAUCCUCUCGCGUACACUGCUGCAAAAAUCGGCCUCGGUCACGCUUUGCCAGACCUUCCUAACGCUGUCACCAAGACCACAACCGCGAAUUUCGAACCCAGCUUGGACUAUAUCGUCACGAAGAUUCCACGAUGGGACCUGAGCAAAUUUCAGCAUGUCAAACGGGAUAUCGGCAGUUCAAUGAAAUCUGUCGGCGAAGUUAUGGCAAUUGGCCGUACGUUCGAAGAAUCUUUCCAGAAGGCCAUCCGCCAGGUUGACCCCAAAUUUGUUGGAUUCCAGGGUGACAAGUUCGAGAACUUGGACGAGGUUCUCAAGAAUCCGACAGAUCGCCGAUGGCUCGCAGUUGGGCAGGCGAUGCUUCACGAGAAUUACUCGGUUGAUAAGGUGCACGAGCUGACGAAGAUUGAUAAAUGGUUCUUGUUCAAGCUCCAGAACAUUGUCGAUAUGCAAAACGCCUUGAAGGACCUUGGAAGUCUCUUUGGAAUCAAAAAGGAGAUGAUGCUCAGGGCCAAGAAAAUGGGUUUUUCUGACAAGCAAAUUGCUCUGUGCGUCGGUUCUACGGAACAGGAGGUGCGGACUCGUCGCAAGAGCUUCGGCAUCCACCCUUGGGUAAAGAAAAUUGAUACUUUGGCAGCCGAAUUCCCUGCCGACACAAACUACCUUUACACCACCUACAAUGCAACAUCCCACGAUGUUACCUUUGACGAUCAUGGUACGAUCAUCCUUGGAAGUGGUGUCUACAGAAUUGGCAGCUCUGUGGAGUUCGAUUGGUGUGCAGUCAAUGCUACGCUCUCACUCAGAAAUAUGGGCAAGAAGACUGUCAUGAUCAACUAUAACCCAGAAACAUAUUCCACCGACUUCGAUACGGCAGAUAAGCUCUAUUUUGAAGAGUUAAGCUACGAACGAGUGAUGGAUAUCUAUGAGCUCGAGAGUGCCAGUGGCGUUGUGGUCUCGGUUGGUGGUCAACUUCCUCAGAAUAUUGCUCUCAAGCUUCAGGAGACCGGUGGCGCCCAUGUUUUGGGUACCGACCCUAAGGACAUCGACAGAGCGGAAGAUCGCCACAAAUUCUCUCAAACCCUGGACAGCAUUGGCGUCGACCAGCCGGCGUGGAAGGAACUCACUUCAGUUGCCGAAGCGGAGGCGUUUGCGGAAUCCGUUGGCUAUCCAGUCCUCGUCCGACCAAGUUACGUGCUCUCCGGCGCUGCUAUGAGCGUUAUCCGGAGCCAAGACGAGCUCCAUGACAAGCUAAUCUCAGCCAGUGACGUUUCUCCCGACCAUCCUGUUGUUAUCACUAAAUUCAUUGAAGGAGCCCAGGAAAUUGAUGUUGAUGCCGUCGCCUCUGGGGGUAAGCUACUCCUCCAUGCUGUCAGCGAACACGUAGAAGCGGCUGGCGUCCACUCUGGCGACGCUACCUUGGUUCUUCCUCCGGUCAACUUGGACGAGUCCAUCAUGUCUCGCGUGAAGGAAAUCGCAGAAAAGGUUGCCAAGGCCUUCAGCAUCACCGGACCCUUCAACAUGCAGAUUAUCAAAGCCGAUAGCCCCGACAGCUCGGAGCCACAGUUGAAGGUUAUCGAAUGCAAUCUCCGUGCCUCGCGAUCAUUCCCGUUUGUUAGCAAGGUGCUCGGCACGAACUUCAUUGACGUCGCAACCAAGGCGCUUGUUGGCAGAGAUGUUCCAGAGCCUGAUGAUAUCAUGGCUGUAAAGCGUGAUUACCUCGCAACUAAGGUUCCCCAGUUCAGCUGGACUCGUCUUGCUGGUGCCGAUCCAUACCUUGGUGUUGAGAUGGCCAGUACCGGUGAGAUUGCCUGCUUCGGUAAGGACCUGGUCGAGGCAUACUGGGCAUCUCUUCAAUCAACGAUGAAUUUCCGCAUGCCGGAACCUGGCGAGGGUCUACUUUUCGGUGGUGAUACCGAUGUACUGACUGAGCUCCCACGCAUCGUUGAUUUCGUCCAGCCUCUCGGGUACAAGCUAUUUGCUGCCAGCCGAAAAGUUAAGGAGUAUCUCGAGAAAUCAGCCAAAUCCAAAGUUGACGUCCAAGUCAUUGAGUUUCCCAAGGAAGAUAAGAGAGCAUUGAGAGAAGUGUUCCAGAAAUACGAUAUUAGGGGCGUUUUCAAUAUUGCGAAAGAGAGAGGAAAGACUCUGCUAGACGAAGACUAUGUUAUGAGACGAAAUGCUGUCGAUUUCGGUGUGCCGCUGUUCAUGGAGCCAAAGACUGCCCUUCUCUUUGCGCAGUGCAUGCACGAGAAGCUCCCUCGCUCGGAAGGCAUCCCAUCUGAAGUCCGCAGCUGGUCGAAUUUUGUCGGCACAAAGACUUUGUAA
Molecule: messenger RNA, 3525 nt
Organism: Uncinocarpus reesii 1704
Lineage: Eukaryota; Fungi; Ascomycota; Eurotiomycetes; Onygenales; Onygenaceae
Product: carbamoyl-phosphate synthase, large subunit
Exons: 3
Coding region: 1-3525 (1174 amino acids)
Biological process (GO): 'de novo' pyrimidine nucleobase biosynthetic process; UTP biosynthetic process; L-citrulline biosynthetic process
Cellular component (GO): cytoplasm; cytosol
Molecular function (GO): aspartate carbamoyltransferase activity; ATP binding; dihydroorotase activity
Source: RefSeq, a predicted model, not a curated record